Molecule: messenger RNA, 2624 nt
Organism: Cuscuta campestris
Lineage: Eukaryota; Viridiplantae; Streptophyta; Magnoliopsida; Solanales; Convolvulaceae
Source: the annotation of a GenBank genome assembly
ACCACCUAAAAAAGUACUCUGUACUCGGUAUUUUAAAUUUGGGAGUGAUCACAAAUUUGAUUGAGUAUUCCUUAUUUGGAACAAGAGUACUCCUUAAUUAUUAUUUUUUCAACCAAACAUGAGCUAAGCGGCAGCGGGUGAGGAGGAGAGAAAACGCGCCCCUAUUUUUGUUGGGUUAUGGGGGUUUCUGUUGCAGUGGUGUUCAGGGGCUAGUGGCGCCUCUCUGAGCUUUAUCGGACGCCGAUCCGAUCCUCCCGGCGACCCGGCGAAACCCAAUAUUUGGAAAAACCCAAGUUUCACUCCUAUCUCACUUCAUCUUCUUCUCCACUGCGUUGAAGUUUUGAUCUAAUCGGUUUUCAGUUUUUCGUUGAUAUAGUUAUAUUUAGUUUUUCCUUUAUAGAAUUCAGGGGAUAGUCGAUCAAUCGGUCGAUUUUGAGUACAGAGCUCGUGUUGAAACCCUAAUUUUCAGGCUUAUCUCGCUUGUUAAUACUUUUUUAGAUUAAAAUUGUCUAGCUUGGAGAAAAAGCAACCCUAGUUUUGAUGGCUACAGCUUCUUCUCCGAGUAAUCACUCCCCAAGGAGCACCCCCGACAUUGGCUCUCAAGGCAUCAGCAGUCCCAAGUCUAGGCGGUCAUUGCCUCAGCGUGUGGCUUCAGCUGCACGGACUCAGAUGGUCUGCGAGGCUGAAUAUGAACCAGUCCCUGUUGGACCCGCUUCUGGACUGAUCCCUCAGUCUCCACAUUCUCCUUCGACUGCUUGUGUUGCUCAUGACCAAACUGGAAGUUCAUCUGAUUGGUCUCAUUCACAAGGUGCUGGACCUACCUCUGGGAAUUCAUCAUCACCAUUGCCCGAGGAUGCUUCUGUGAGAGUUCAGGGAGAGAGCUCUGGGAGUGAGAAUGGGAGUGCGAGUAAUUCUGACAAGAAACUGGCCUGGAACAAGCCAAAAGAUGCCAAUGAUGUUGGUGCUGUGAUGGGUGCUGUUUCUUGGCCUGCUCUAUCUGAGUGUACCAAAGCUUCUCCCAAAACAAAUUUGCCGAAAACUCUCUCUGAUAGCUUGCAUUCUACUUCUCAGGGUACUAGUGCAGCUUCUUUUCCGCACAAGCAACUUCAUACUAAUAAUGCAAAUUCUAGUUCAGCUCCAAAUCAUGCUCCAAACCGCCAAAGAUCAUUUAAACGUGGUGGUGGGAAUUCCAGCAAUAGUGUGCAAGCUAAUGGAAACUUCUCUCAGUCACAAGGUGCAAUCGUUGAAAUGGCACCUCAUAGUGCUGAAAAAUCUGGUAACUCUGGUGCAGGGUUAUCUUCAAGAGACAAUAUGAAUCAUGAUGUUAGGCAGAGAGGAUUUGGAUAUAAAUCACAUGGUGGAAAUGAACACCAACACCAACAAAAUUCUAACAAAAGGAGUAAUGGUGGGCCACGUCCUCGUGGCGAUGGCUCCCAUUACCAUGGCCAUGGCAGUGCUCGUGAUCAGGAGCGUGGGAGUCAGGAAUGGAAUCAUAAUCGGGGUUUUGGUGGUAGAGAUGCACACAUGCCUCCAAUAAGAUUUCCUGCUAGGCCCUUCAUACGCGGUCCUCCUACUCCACCUUUUAUUCCUCCAGCCAUGCCCAUACGACCUUUCAGUCCCCCUAUUAUUUAUCCGGAGGUUGCAUCUCCUCUGUUUUGUGUACCAGGGCCGCAUCAAGAAUCAUUCAGAAUGCCAAUGUUUGCUCAUAUGCCUCCUUUUUUGUAUCCCGUACCAGAUCCUCAGUUGUAUAGCAAGAUAGUAAAUCAGAUAGAUUAUUAUUUCAGUAAUGAAAAUUUAAUUAAGGACAUGUUCUUGCGUGGAAAUAUGGAUGACCAGGGAUGGGUUCCUAUUAAACUUAUAGCAGGCUUCAAGAAGGUUUCUAUGCUCACAGACAGUAUGCAAGUCAUAUUGGAUGCCUUACGAGCUUCAAAUGUCAUAGAAAUACAGGGUGAAAAAGUGAGAAGACGCUCUGACUGGAUGAAAUGGAUUGUGCCACCGUCGAUGCAAUAUUCAAGUCGUCAGACUGUUGAACAGAAUCCAAGCCCUGAUACGGUUGCUGCCCAUCUCAAGAGUGUUACAUUAGAUGAAACGGCUUCCAAUGGCAGUGCAUAUGCAUAUGAUAGUAGAGGAGUGCUACCUGGGAAGUUCUCUAGAACCAGCUUGCAGCUGAAACCUGGCAAUCCAAUCACAGCUGAGGCAGGGCAGCAGGUACCCACUGAGUGACUGCUGGCUUAAACAAGAGCAAUCGGCUUUGCCUUGCCGGUAGAAAUAAACAUACCUCAGGGAAAAUUUGAAAAAAAAAUAAAUAAAUUAAAGAGUCUAAAGAGUUAGAGACGACUUUAUCGGUGGCUGUUUUGAGUUUGUUGGGAUGGUAUAUUUUGUUUUAUCCUGGAUAAGAAGCUGGAGGUUGUUUUGACUUUCUUUGAUUUGUUGCAUGGGGAAUUUUGAUAUCUAUUGCCCCAUGGCAGCCAAGUGCUCCUGCUACUAGUACAACUUGGGGUGGUAAGAAAAAUGGAAAGAUAUGAAUUUGUUUGUAUUUGGAAGCUUGCUAUUAGGCUUCGACAAGACUUUUUUUCCAAAGAUGCUUCGACCAGACUUUAUUGCCCUUAGAUCUAUGCCAUUUC